ACUAUUUCUACAUGUAGUAGGCUAGUAUGUGCUCCAGGACUCAGCCUCGAUCUGGAUGCACACCACGACAAUACUUACCACUGGAAGCGAGUCCAGCUUUAGUGUAGACGUCCGUAGGCUGCGUUUUAGAGCUUUACACAUGUAACGGAAGUUUGAAAGUAGGUUUUAUAUUUGUUUUUUUUUUGUCUAUUUAUUAUACUCACGUGUCGUUGGUUUCUUCGACUAGAAAUGGCCGGUUUGAAAAGGCAGCGGUCGUGGCAUGAAGACUUCCCGAGGAACUUUUUGAGACUGUUCUCGAGGAAUAAAUCGUUAGAGCAAGACAAACCAGAGGACCAGUGUGGAAACCGGGAGGAACUUGAGGACGACAGUGCUACCAGCCAGUACAGCGAGGCAGACUCACUGCUCACACCUGAAUAUCACCUGGAUGCGUCAUCACUAGCACAGGCACUGGAACACUCGGAGCAGGACAGGGUACUGGAGGGAGACGGUGUGUGUGAUCACGAGGACAGUGUUCAGGGGGAUGCGGAGAGCAACCCUCCUACCAUAACCCCCCCUGUCUCGGAGCCCUGCUCUCCUCUGCCCCCUGUAGACGGCUUCUUCAGACGCUUGGGCACCCUGUUUCUUUUCACUCGAGCUCAGCCUGGAGAGGAGGACACGCAGCAUACAGUAAAGAAAGAUGCAGAGACAAGUGUGGAAGAGCGCUCACAGCCUCUGAAGCCUCAGGAGGAGUCUCACUGUACUGCAGGUCCAGAGGUUGAAGCCACAAUUCAAACGGAGCAAGACGUACAAGAUACACAGCUGCAGGAGGAGGCUUUGGCUGAAGAGGAUGGAAAUACAGCAAUAGAGAACCAGUCAGCUACUGUGAAAGAAGAGAACGAGGAGAAAGAAGAAGAGCAGAAGCGGCGCCGUGCACUGGCAUGCCCCCCAGUGGUAACACAUGUGACAUACCGUGGCCUUAGGAAGAUCAGGAAGAUGAGGAGGAACCAGGAAGUGCGACUUCAUUCUCCAAUCUCGGAGGGAGAGGAGGGGCAUUAUGAAGUUGAUGUGGGUUUGUCUGCCUCAGAAGAGGAAGAAACAGAGCAGAAUGAGGCAAACACAGGCAGUCCUGUAGCAGCCUCCCCCACCGAGAUCCAUUCAGGACAGCCUAACCCGAAAACUUUCUUAUCUUCAAACAGUGUUAGUUCUGAUUAUCAAUGCUAUGCUUCAGUGGGCUCUUCCACUGUACACCCCAACACUUGCAGUAAAGCAGAGACAGAAGGAAUGCAGAGCGUUUUGAGCUCAAGUGCCUUACAGACACACACCAAGAUCAAAAUAAAUUCUUUAGAUUUUGCUCCAAUGGUAACUGGUAAGAUGUUGAGUGCUAAUGAAAAUAAUGCCUGUAGGUCUACUCUUUUAGAGACGGUUAUUGUUGAUGUAGCUCAUACCCAUAAGGUGGAGCCAUCCGAGUCUGAAUCUAUACCUCUGACAAUGGAAUCAGAUCAUGAGACUUGUCUACAUUCACAGUCUCUCUAUGCUGAUGAGCUGAUGUUUCGUCUUUUAGCUGAAACCCCAGAUACUCCGCAAAUGCAGCCAACCAACACUGAUACUGCCACAAACCUAAACACUCAUUUUGCUAAAAUUAACACUGCCUCCAACUCGCACACAAACUUUUUGAAAAUGGGUUUGAAAAUUGCUCCUGAUUCCUGUCAGGACAGCCAGCUGUCUAGUUCUGGCCUAGAUGGAUGGGACCAUAAGGAAACCCGAGCCCCAGGGUUAUCAUCUACAGCAGAAAUUUCAGGACAUGCUGUCUGGCAGGCAGAGUUCAUUCUGCAGGAUGAAGACACACAGCAAUUGGGUGUAGACCGAGAGAUGCUACAGCUAGAGUCCAAAAAGAUAGUAGACAGCAUUCUUACAAAUGCUCUGGCUGCUCUGGAGAGGAUUGACAUUUCUGAGCGAGAAAGUGAGACUCUAUCAAAAGGUGAGUUUAUUGAGGGUAUGGAGAAUCUCAUCUUUAUGGGAGCAAAGGAGAGCAUGGAUGGAGCAGCCAGUCUGGGACAGGCAUUGAGAGAACAUUUACCUGUUCAGGGUGGUGGGAAUCCCCAGUCAACCAUCUCAGAUGGGACUUUGGGCAGCAGGAUACAGGCAGAUGGGAGUCGGUCAACCCCGUCCUCAGGCUACGAGUCCAUUGCUGGAUCAGACACAGACAUCCGGAACAGUGUGGCUAUUAGUGCUGAUGUUACCUCCACUAGUGGACUAUUUAGCAUGCAGGAGCUGCAAGAAGAAGCAGUUGGGGGAUGUUACCCAGAUGAGCUGGAGCUGUGUAUGGAGAAGAAUUCUGUCUCUCAAAAUAAUAGACAGGACUCUCUGCUUCACAAUACUUUAGUACUUGGAGUAGAUAUUGAAGAGAACGAAGGACCUGCCAGAACUGAGACGAACGAUGAACAAUUACCCAAGUAUGCUCUUGGUGAUAGCAAUAUAACCCCUGUACAGCCAGCCACAUCUGAAACUUUAUGUGAGGUAAACACAGGGCAGGUACAGUGUGUUUUGGGCGAGUAUGUUUGUUUUUCACAGAAAACAAAUGACACAGGGCUUCAGUAUUCAGCCAAAGACAAUCCAGAAAGCAAUAAUCAUGAUCCUGCAUUGCACUUGAACUCAGGUGAUGUAUUUACAAUCAAUAAUGCUAUGGAAUUAAGCCAGGUAGAGGGCAUUAGAUAUAGUUUAUCUCAAGUUGGAGUUAGUAACCCAGUUUCAGAGCAGCUUGCUGAAAAUAAUGUAGUUCCAGUACAAGAUUCCUCUGAAAACGAGGACAGGCCAAAUCUGUCAGUGGUCCAAAGCCAUACAUUUGACAAUAGAGAACCUCAUCUGGUCAAUUGUGAGAGUUUGAACAAUCCCAUAUUAGUUUCUCAGGAUAUAAAGAGCGGAGGUACACAAAGGUCAUCGAACUGUGCAGGCACAUUGGAGCCAAGCCUAGUCCCAGAUGUGCCAUCUUUAGCAUAUGCUGUUGAGCAUGGGCCAGAUGGUGAGAUCCAGGAGGAGGAGAAGGUCUCUGCUGGUCUACAACCUAUCUGGUUGCUCAGUUCAGCCACAUCAGCUGAUUCCAGCGAUGACCCUGAGUGUUUCAGAGCAGUUAAAGUCAUGGUUAAUGAUGAACAGAGCCAGCAUGAUGAUGCAUUAAAGUCAGAUUCCCCAAUAGAACUGAGCCUGGACAGAGCAGCUGGCAGGCUGGCAGCCUUUCCUGUCUCAGCUAGACCUCACCUGGAACUCCCUGGCACCUUUGCCGUCAUCAGCGAAGAGGAGGAGACUGACACAGUGUUUGUGAAUGACACAGGGCCUUUGCUUAGUCCGAGCGCACGCCGGGUCAAGAUAUACCCGUUUUCCCUUUCCCCAAUAUACGAGGAAGACAGUGGAAGAGAGGACGCCUCACGGGACGAUGUGCUGCAUGUGCCACCGGCCACAGAGGAGGAGCAGCGGAGUGAGGAACAGCAAGCCUCCUCCAUCCUUUCUCUCUUACAGUCUGUCAGUGAGAGGUUGCAAUCAUCCAAAUUUAGCAGCUCUGAGACAGAGCAGGAUGUGGAAGACAGGCCAGAUGAACCAGAGUACCCACAGCAGUUUUUCAGGCCCCUUUGGGAUCGCUAUGAUGAAAACGACAAUGAUACCACAGUUGUUGGAGAGUCGAGCUUGCUGCUACACCAACAGCUCACAGGGACAUCUUUCCUCAGUACAGAACCUCCAAAGGAUGAGGAUUCUCCCCCCAGCCUUAGUCCACAACAGAAAACCAAUGAAACACAGGAUAGAGUUUUGGGGGGAAUGCAUUGUGAAAACACUCUGAGCAGUGCUGUAAGGACUGCCAAGUCUCCAUUUUAUGAGUAUUUGAAAUCCAAUGUAGCGCCAUUACUUGCUGCAGAGACACUAGAGAGUAAAUCUUGUCCUAAUGGGGAAAGUUCAUCCACUACUACCUUGGUAGAGAUGGUAAAGUUUGGGAAAAUCCGUCCUCGACCUACUCUGCUGCACAUCUACGAGGGUCUGGCACCAUGUGGGAAAAGGGUUGAGAUCUGUGGGGACGUGGAGGAUGUAGAGGGAAUUUUGUUUCCACAAGAAGCCACAAUCCAGGCCCAGAGAGGGUGCUGGCUACUUUAUGUGGAACGGAGAUACCAGGGGUCUUGUAUCCUGCUUGAAGAGGGACAGACUAUACAGACCAGUGGAGAGACUAGAGAGAGAGAUGGUCCCUCUGCUCCUACCACAUUGUCUAUUGGCUCCAUCAGGAGAGCAAUGAAGGAUGAUGCUGUUCCAGAGAUUCAUAUCUAUUUAGCGAGUUCUAUGAAGGAAGAGUUGGUUUGUCUCCACUCUGAAGCUGAAGACAUAGGUGUACAUGCCCCAGUCCACCUCUCUGACCUCAGUGUGCACUCCGGAUGCUGGCAGGCAAGUUUCUUUCCUGACAUGAAGCCAGUUCUGGUCUUUUGUACCCAUAGCUGGGUGGCCUAUGACGGCGUUGGAUUCACAGGAAAUCACACGGUUCUGGAAGCUGGAGGCCUGACCACACCCGCUAUACAGAAUGCUCUCAUCUCCUGUGUGCGGUCACUACGUCCACUGAGAAUGGGAGGUCUGAGAGUACGAAGACCUCUGGAUCCAAAGAUGGUGAUGUAUGAGAAGCCACUGUUUCAGGGUCAGUGCAAGGAGCUACUGGAGAACACACCUAGUCUAGAAAGUGCUGAGGGAGUAGUAUGCGUCUCCUCACUACGAGUCACUGGUGGAGUGUGGGUGGGCUACUCCUCUGAAAACUACAGAGGGCAGCAGUGUCUGCUGGAGGAGGGCGAGUACAGCGACUGUACCACGCUCUUCAGUGAACCAGGAAAUGUUCUAAGAUCCUGCCGCUUCCUUCAGGCUGAUUUUAUUGAGCCUGCAGUGUUCCUUAAUAAUUGUGGAGAGCAGAUCGAGCUUGUGGACCAGGAUGUGGCAGACCUGCAGCAGACUGGGCUAGUGAAUGAAGCCAACACCAUCCAUGUUAGAAGUGGAGUGUGGGUAGCCUACAGCGGGAAAUAUUUCACAGGAGAACAGUGUGUACUUGAGAAGGGCCAAUACUCUGGAUCACUCGACUGGGGUGACAGGCAGAGUUCACCUCUCUCCAUCCGGUCUGUACGGAGGGAGCUUUGUGGAGAAAGGGACCCAAAGUUCAUGCUGUGUGCCUACAGCAAACCAUGCUUUGCGGGAGAGGGCAGAGAAUUCGAAAGCGAAGUGACAGACUGUGGCACGUUAAAUCCCACGUCAUUCCGAAUAAUUCAGGGCAGGUGGUUGCUGUAUGAUGAGAGGGGUUUCUGUGGUAACCAGUUUGUCCUUGAAGAGGGUCUUUAUCCAGAUUUCACCUCCUUUGGCUGCAUGGCAACAGCCAUUAAAUCCUUCAAACCCAUUCAAUAUAGCUUCUCAGAGCCAUCUGUCAGUCUUUUUUCACUGAGCUCGUUUGAGGGGUUGGAGACCGUGACAGAUUUACCCAUGGAGACCAUGAGCAGCUUCUUUACUCAGUCUCUUCGAGUCAACAGUGGCCUGUGGGUAGCGUAUGAAUUCAGCCAGUUUAAAGGGCGUCAGAUGCUGCUGCAGACAGGCGAGAUUCCAUGUUGGAGUGAUUACAGUGGCUGGGACACCAUCGGCUCCCUCCACCCACUUAGACAGCGAAGGGCGUAUGUGCAGGUGCAGAAUCGAGCUUUGGGGAUGGCACUGACUACAGAGAGAACUGGGGAACGCCCAUGUCCAGCCAGACUCUCACUGCGUCCUGCUGAACACUGGCAAGACGCACAGCACUGGUUGUACACACAGUCUCAGCUCAAGAGCAAGGUGGGAAAAGGCUGCAUGUCUGUGAUUGGUGGGAAGGCCUGUGUGGGUGCCAGAGUGGCUUUGUGGGAAGAGCAUGGGCGACUGAAUCAAAGGUGGAGUUUAAACGAAAAUGGGACGAUCUCCUCUCAUUUAGACCACGGCCUAGUACUGGACCAGAGAGGUGGGAGUGGACUAGACAAGGACCAUCUGAUCCUGAAUGAGUUUUGUCCUGAUAGAGCCACACAAUUCUGGGACAUAGAGGUGCUUUAGUGCUGAGGCCAAGAAUCAGUUUCCCUGAAACAUGGUAGACAAUUUCAAACUAAACAGCACUACCUCCACCCAGUUAAAGAGGAACAGGAUGAAAGAAGGUCGAAACCACUGUUCUUUAAAAACCUAGCCCUAAGGAGCCUCUGCAAUUCACGUUAUCUUCUGCAUCUUGAUCCUAACACCGAUUUGUUCAACCCAUUAGACGAUGUUUGUUUAUGAGUCAAAUCAAGUGGUUGCACUUUGGCAUCUGAAACCAGACAUUUGAUUCAGUUCUACACUUGGUGGUAUUCAACAGUAUCUUGGAACAAACACAGAAGCUCUAACCGAACGAGGAAGAAAGCCUGUUCAGAGAGGUGUUCUGAUUUUUAAACGCAAUAGCCAAAACCACUACACAUACAAGUCUAUGACUAUUCAAGGGCAGAAUACCUGAGGACAAAGGAGCUGUGUGCAGUUCCUGUUUGAGGCAAUAUAAAGAGUAUGAAAUAUAUGCUUGCUUUUUUUUUGUUCUUCAAAGCACAUUUGCACUACUGAGAUCCUCACUUGAACAGAAGUAGCCCUCUCGUAAGUUUAGUGCGUUCCCCCUACGCACUGCUACUGGAUACAACAAACGAUGUCCUCUUUCAGCCUCAAACGAUGUCAAAACUCCCUUUAGACAGAUACAGGCCAAAUGCUUACUUCUGUUAGUUUGGCUAUGUACAGAGAAUUAUUUAAAGCUGGUCAUAUCACUGGAUUUAUGACUGAACACUGAGUGUAUGAUAUUCAGGAAAAGAUGUAUGUAUUGAAUGCCAUGUGCAAAGCAAAUAAUGUGUACAGUUACUAAGCUCACUGUUUUUAAAUGUUAUUAAUAUUAAAGAUAUAUUACAUUCUGGU
Molecule: messenger RNA, 6921 nt
Organism: Ictalurus punctatus (channel catfish)
Lineage: Eukaryota; Metazoa; Chordata; Actinopteri; Siluriformes; Ictaluridae
Exons: 22
Coding region: 229-6054 (1941 amino acids)
Biological process (GO): visual perception; lens development in camera-type eye
Molecular function (GO): structural constituent of eye lens
Source: RefSeq, a predicted model, not a curated record